GAAGAAGUGUGGUCCCAUUCCUGCUACGGUUCCCAACAUUCAAAAUAAAUCACAUGGGAUGAAAAUCCAAUUUAAUGCCACAGUGUUAGGUACAGCUUCUCUCACAAGAAUUUGGGGAGGGCGGGGGAGUACUACCUGGACUGUAAAUAAUGUAUAGUAUUGAAAUAUUUAUUGGCAAAUACAACGCCACUCAUUUUAGAUGGCUAAAUUUAACUUUUCAUGCAAAGAGCCCUAACUGACUGGGUGAAAGGCUGAAGUGGCAGAGAGAGCAACUAAAAGGAUUAUUGUGCGUCAGGAAAUCUCUCUUCCUGCUGCUGACGACUCAAAAUAAGCCCAGUGUUUCUCCAUAAGGAAGCACUAAAUAAGAGCUGUUGCUGGCCGCUUUGAAUAUAUCUUACCAAGAUGAUUGCGUGCUCCGUUUCCAAAAAGAUGGCAUCAUCUUCUCUUACUUCUCGACAAGACUGGGAGUUUACAUGGAUGUUAACUGAUGCUGUGACAGAACAAAGGUUGGUGUUUUCCAAAGUGGACAUGGAUGGCAACCUUUCAACUUUUAGGAAAUCACAGGAGACUUUGAGGAAUGUUUAACUCUGCUGAUGUUGAAAAAGUGUGUGGUGUGCAGCAACUUUAUCCAAGCGUUACGACCUCCGUUUCAACUUGGGGACAUUUAAGACAUUGACAGAAGAUCGCUCGCAAGUGCAGUGGCCUCACAUCAUGAUGUUUGGACUCGAUUCUGUGUGUGUGCCAAAGGACAAACUCUAGGUCAUCCUAGAUAUGUCCUGGCAUCCGACUGUAAUUCAAACAAGUGAGUGGGGAGGAGGGUUGGAUUAAAUGGUUUUAAUAACGGAGAAAGAAGGUGAAGCUGGAAAACUUCAGGAGAAUGGAGUUGCCAGAAAAAUGGCACCAGGCAAAAUUGAGCUUGAGACAAACAAAACAGCUAUGGACACACCUGUCAUAUCCUUCACUGAGGUCGACAAGAACAGUGAAGAUGGGGAGGAAUCAGGAGAAUAUGACGAGGCUGAUUACACACGAAAUUACUGGGAGGAUGAGGAUGAUAUCUACCAGGAGUUUGAAGAACUGGACUUUGAGGCUCUGUCGGAUAACUCGGACACAAGGAGCAUUGCAUCUGACGAUUCUUUCUACCCGCUUGACACUUCAGUGGAAUCUGGCGGUCUACGCUCACCGUGGCGCGGGAGCACAGAGCCAAUAUCCUUCUUUAAGGCCUGCUGCAAUAACAACACCGUCAUCGUCAAGAUCAUGAUCAGGCAAGGACUGACUGAGGAGGAAGUGCAGGAGACAGACCGAAACAGAAGAUCUGCACUAAUUGUGGCGUGUUACUACGGCUAUGUGGAUGUGGUCAUCGCCCUAGCUCAGUGUCCCUAUAUUGAUGUCAACUGGCAGGAUAAUGAGGGUAACACUGCUCUUAUUACAGCAGCGCAAGCAGGUCAUGUGUUCAUCUCUCACUACCUGCUAAACUACUUCCCUGGACUGGAUCUUGAGAGGAGGAACUGUCACGGUUUCACAGCUUUAAUGAAGGCCGCAAUGCAGGGUCGAGCCGACACGUGUAGAGCGCUCAUGCUGGCUGGAGGUGACGUGCAAGCCAGGGACAAUGGUCGCAGGAUAACCCCACGGGAGUGGGCUCUCUUCACUGGUCGCUAUGAGACGGCCUACCAGAUGUAUCAGGUAAUGUUGAAGCCCUGUGCUGAGCAGUUCUGUGACUCCUUCAACCUGGAGUGGCCCUUGCUUGAGGAUAUGGUUGCCCAGGCUGAAGAGCCCAAGUCCUGCUGGAAGCGUUCGAUCGACCUUCUGUCCUGUUGCCCUUACAGAUUUUACCUUAACAACAAGGUGAACCCUGUGGAUGACGGUGUUCUCGAGCACAUGGUCCGGAUCACUACUAGUCUCAGCAGUCCAUUUGUUGCUACAGCCUGUCGGACUGUGUGCCCAGGAAGCCCUCCGUGCAUUGGGAAACGACGCUACGCAGUGCAGGAAAUUCUCAGGAGACAACGGUUGGCUGAGCUAAAGCACCUUGGCCCAGACAGGCUAAACCACUACAAGAGAUUUUUCCAGAACUCACGGGUCCUCCUUAUCCCCAAGGCAAGGGAUCGGCGGGCCAGCCUCCAGCCUCAGCUACUGAAUGACAUGGCCGCUGCAUCCACAGUGGCCAUAAGGCGGGCGAGUCUUCUACCGCUUCAUUUGCUGAGGAGGAGCAGUGUGCGACCAGGCAUUGUGAUACCAAAAGUGAGGCUAUGCAAAGCCCCAGAUCCUGCUUUUAAGCCAGAAAAACUCAGACGGAGUAAUAACUAUAAUCAGCUCCAAAUCCCAAAGUGGGAUUACAAAAUGAAGAGGGUAGAGAGAAAGAAGGAGGAGAGACUGUUACUACCGACAAGGCGAACAUGAGGACGAAUCGUUGUCUAUAUCCUGUAUGUGCACUGAGACUGACUGUGUACCAGUCAAGGAUGUAGACUGUGCCCGAAGUCAGCUGCGAUAGGCUCCAGCUGAAACAGGAUAAGCGGUAUGGAAAACGGAUGGAUGAAUGGAUUUCCAACCACCAAGUACUGUAAACACAUUUGAAGUCCUCACACUAUGGGAGAACUGGACAAUUAACUUGUCGAAGUGAGUUUUUCUCUUCUGCUUGCUAGGAUGGCUGACGUUGGAUUCUUUGCCUUGUUUCUACUUAAUUUGUUCACUCAACAUAUUCACAAUACUUUUUCUGCCUCACUUACGAUACGAUGAAUCAGGCCAUACGUAUGGAUUAAACUCUAAACACCAUGUUCUUGAUUGCUGAAUGAUAUUUCAUAGGGUACUGUUGUCUCAAACUGAAUGUGGCCAUUGUGCACUUAAUGGAAAUAAAAAGCUCCUUACUCCAUCUGAUAAACUAUGCUGACUUAGUGAAAUGCAGACAUGAACCUGAAAUUAUUCAUACCCUGGCCAAUUUUCCAGUUUGAGUUUCUUAUUGAUUAUUUUUUUAUUUGUCGACUAGUUGUUUUAACUGGAAAUGUAGCAUAAGACUAAAAGUUUGUUUGGAUACUUCGUGUACUGGUUGUGUUUUCAACAUAAAUUUCACAAAGUGGCAAAAGACAAAGUAUGGUUGAUAUGUGGGGAUACUAAUUCAAUAUAUUUUCUUCAUUCUUUUUCACAUCUGGAAAUGUAUUUAGCAGGAUCAUGGUAACUUCCAUUAUAUUAUGAAUUGAAAACUGUUUCGACUAUGCGUAAUAUAUAUAUAUAUAUAUAUAUAUAUAUAUAUAUAUAUAUAUAUGUGUGUAUUUUUUUUUUUUUUACAUGUAACUUGAUUUACCAUCGUCAUUCAAAUAAAUGACCAUAAUCAGCCAUGACAAUGAAAAUAGGGCGAGAUGAUUUUCGAGUAUUAUUUUCACAUGUAAAUUAACUGUGCUGCAAUUUGACUUAAAAAAGAUAUUUCCGUCGCUUGACCAACUACUUUACUUUGAUAGCACGGUGGUUAUAUUGCGCUUUGAUUUUAAAACAAGAGUCUGAGCCAUCUGCAUACAAUGGUGAACUUGCAUACAAUGGUAAAUUCAACUGAAUUGUUUUUUUUUUGUUUUUUUUUUGUACAUAUGGCAGCCAUUGAGGUAGCUCUCACUAACAUAGUGGCAGCUGGCAAUAUGCUUUUAAUGCUCGAGUAUGUCUCAUGUUUACUUUGACUGUGUGUCUCGUGUGAACGCUGGAGUAAACCUCAUGACUGCCUGUGAUGUCACUUAUCCUACAAACAAUGUGUGGAUGUCACAUCUUUGAGUCAUCAUUACGAUGUAAUAAGGUGUCAUUAGACAGGGGAGUGCCAAAUAGUGUGUACACACCAACACAUCAG
Phycodurus eques (leafy seadragon) is the source of this 3820-nucleotide messenger RNA. RefSeq names its product ankyrin repeat domain-containing protein 33B-like. Bases 829 to 2394 code for a protein of 521 amino acids. NCBI's taxonomy places the organism in Eukaryota, Metazoa, Chordata, Actinopteri, Syngnathiformes, Syngnathidae. The record is from RefSeq and is a predicted model, not a curated record. The transcript has 5 exons. Gene Ontology annotation, molecular function: protein binding.